This is a messenger RNA of Triticum dicoccoides, 1002 nucleotides long. Its product is annotated as NAC domain-containing protein 83-like. Gene Ontology annotation, molecular function: DNA binding. Gene Ontology annotation, biological process: regulation of DNA-templated transcription. The coding region runs from base 155 to 835 and encodes 226 amino acids. The record is from RefSeq and is a predicted model, not a curated record. The transcript has 2 exons. Lineage: Eukaryota; Viridiplantae; Streptophyta; Magnoliopsida; Poales; Poaceae.
CCGCCUUUUCCGUCUCCACUCCACUCAUCGACCUCCUCAUCUCUCCUCUACCAAAACUGUACCGCCAGAAUUGUACUGCCUUCCCUGGCUGAUCGGUGAUCGCCGAUCAGCUUCUGACCUUCUACUUGCACCUUAAACCUGCAACUAUACGCUGAUGGAGAAGAUGCGGGCGGCAGGGGAGGCGCCGCCGACGCAGCAGCAGCAGCAGCUGCCUCCGGGGUUCCGGUUCUACCCCACCGACGUGGAGCUGGUGCUGCAGUACCUCCGCCGCAUGGCCCUCGACCGCCCGCUGCCCGCCGCCGUCAUCCCCGUCGUGCACGCCGCCGCCAUGCCCGACCCCUGGGACCUCCCCGGCGCGAGCGAGGGGGAAUCGGCCUACUUCUUCAGCCAGAGGCAAGGCCGUGGCGGGCGGCGGAGGAGGGCGGCCGGCGGGUACUGGAAGGCCACGGGGAAGGAGAAGCCGGUGUUCGUGCAGCUGCCGGUUGGCAAGCGGCUGCUCGUCGGCGUCAAGACGGCGCUCGCCUUCCACCGCGGCAAGUCGCGCACGGACUGGGUCAUGCACGAGUACCGCCUCGCCGGCGCGGCGGAACAGAACAAGGGUGCCAAUGACGGCUCGCAGAGCAGCGAAUGGGUCGUGUGCCGGGUGUCUCUGAAAAGCAGAGCAAGGAGGACGGCAGCCGGCGGCGAGACGACCGGCGAUCACCAGCAGGAGCAGCCAUCACCGUCGCCGUCUUCGACCUCGAGCUGCAUCACGGACCACGCUUGUCACGCUCCAGACCAAGAAGAGGUCAGCAGCAGCACAACUAGCCAUUGCCAGCAGCAUCCAAGACGCUAAGCUCCAGCUGCUGCUGCAGUGCGAUCAUGCCUCCCAAAGAGAGGCCUAGCCAGGCAUUUAAAUUCCAGCCUUCCUUGUACCUGUCCUUGUAUACGUACGGCCGCAGCGCCAUGAUAACCAUGAGAAUUGGGUUGAAGUCUUGAAGAGAAGAAACCUCCAUUAAAGCA